Neogale vison (American mink) is the source of this 2754-nucleotide messenger RNA. It is a transcript of the gene CDPF1, whose product is annotated as cysteine rich DPF motif domain containing 1. Lineage: Eukaryota; Metazoa; Chordata; Mammalia; Carnivora; Mustelidae. The transcript is spliced from 3 exons. The record is from RefSeq and is a predicted model, not a curated record. The coding region runs from base 862 to 1686 and encodes 274 amino acids.
CGCUGGGCCGGGCUUAGGGGGGGGCGCCGCGCCCCGCUGUGGCGGUGGCUGCGGUGUCGCGUCGUAGCCCCACCGCGCCUGCGCUCUGGACGCUGCAGGCGUGACCUGCCGAGGCGCGGGACAAGGCUGCUCCAGAAGCUCCGGCCCCGUGGUCCGCGCUCCGGGGAGCGGCACGCGCUGCGGCGGCCGGCGGGGAGCGUCGUGCUUCGGGCCGCGGCCCUCCACACCUGGGCGGGGGCCGCCGCGGCCUCUUCCGUGGGGCUGGGCCGGGUCGCCGCUGGUCCCGCUUCCUCGCCGACCUGGUCAGUGGGGAGCCUUCCUGCCCUCUCGCUCCGAGGGGACUGAGUCGUCAGGUGCAGCUUCCAGUGCAUCAGCCCGGGGUCAGCCUGGCGCCAGCCGCUGGGUGCUGGGGCCUGGUCUCCACCUCUGAAGUGCCCCUCCUCGGAGGCCGCGCUGUGGGGCGGCCGGCCAGCACGCUGCCCACCCGGUGCGCCGCUGCCCUGCGCCUGGUGGCAGGCGCCAAGGCUGGCUUCCGGGUGGGCUCCUCUGCUGACCAGGAGCCCGGGUGUCAUCGCAGGAGCUGUGGGUCUCUGCUGUGCGGGUGCGGGCUGCGCCGUGGGCAGGGUGUAAGGCGCCCCGGUUCUCCCUGAGUGGUGCGGCAGGGCCCCGAGAGCUGAGACGGAGGCUGCGCUCCCUGCGCCCGGCCCAGCGCGUGGAGAGGGGUCUGGGGCCCUGCGCUGCAGCCUGCCCGCGGCCGAGGAGCGGUUCCCCACGCCACGGCUGUUGCACGGGUUCCAGUGCUCCCCGCGGCUUGCCUUUCUGCUCCCUCUCGGGGGCACGGGGGGACUGGCCCCUCUGCGCAUGAACCCCCCCAGGGGUGCGGGCUCUGGGGAGCAGCGGCUUCCCUCGGCAGAGGUUGCGGCCGUUCUGACCUCCGCGUCCCGCACUGUCCUGCAGCCUCCUGGAGGAGAGUUACGUCAUGAAGGACCCGUUCACCUCAGACAAGGACAGGUUCCUGGUCCUCGGCUCCAAGUGCAGUGUGUGCAGCCGGCUGGUGUGCGUGGGCCCGCGUCCAGAGCAGAUGCCACUGCCAUUCUCAAAACACAGCACAGCCAGGGACAGUGGCCGCGGUUGGACAGAUCCAACCUCCUGCCCAGACCAGCUACUCGCUGGUGGCCAUUUUGGUCUGUGGAGCUGCGCCCAGCACCGGUGGUCACCAAGCACCUGUCGCACUGCUGGGAUAACCAGGAGAGGGAAGGAUCUAGGAUCUCCGACAGGUUAGGAAUGCAGUUUAUUCUACUCCAAGAGGUUUUGCCUCCCCUGUGUCCAGGAGAACAUGGACGCCUUCCCUCAGGAAAUCCGGCAAGACUUGGAGAAAAGGAAAGCUCCAUCAAAGAGGCCGGUCAGCCAGCCUGGCUCUCGGACAUGAGUGCGCCGGAUGCCAGGGUGGCAAGAGCACCUUGCACAGAGCUCUGGGGCCGAGCUGGGAGCCGCCGUGCCCAGCCUUGUUCUGGGACAGGCAGGAGCAGUGUGUGCAACUGGAGUGAGCUGGGGCCCAGCCUGCCCCAGGAAGGUGACUGGGAGAUGCAGAGAAGGCACUCAAAAGGCAGACCUUGGACCAGACAUCCCGCAGACCCAACCCCAUACAGAGCCCUCUCGAAGCUGAGACUGCAGGGCAGGAACUGAGGAAUGGUUCAGAACUGGCACAAAGGGAGGCCAGGGCUAGGCCUGCUGGCCCUUUGGCUCUCCUCCCAGACCUGAGGGCUCUAGGCCUUCCCGCAGGGUCAUCCCCUGGCUCCUGCUUACAGGCGACAGACCUGGAGGGGCCUUUAUGCCCUUCACAUGAUUUCGUCAGAUCCAGGAGCUGCCUCCAGGUAACAUGCUGCUCUGCCUGGCCCUGAGGACACAGGAGUGAAGGGACAAAGCCCACUGCCCUGGUCCAGUAUGGGGAGGCCCUCUGGUCACGCUGGGGGGUUGUGCUGUCCGUGCUCAUGCAGAGGCAGAACAGCUGGGUGGGGACUCCUGCUUUCUCCAUCCAAGGAAGUGAGUGUUCAUGCAGGGAAGACCUCACUCAGUGGGAUGGUUCACAGGGAAGUGACCUGUGGGAAGGUGCCUGAGGUGUGUGGGGGAGCUGCAGAUGCAACCGGGGGUUCGGGGGCAGUGGAGUUUUACUUCACAUCCUCGUGGUGCUUGGAAAACGUUUUAAAUCUUGACCAUGCGUUAGAUCCGUAAUUAUAAACCCAGAGAGCCAGUUAAUGUUUUGAAAAGUAAUCCUUCCCCAGAAACAUUUGCGAGGCAGAUGUUCUCCUUGGCACUCCGGAUCUGGCGUGGAUCGGGGGCUGGGGUGUUGCCACAUGAAGCUUCUUCUGUCCUGUCUGUCCUGCAGGCUCUGGCUCCGGCCCCAGGCCCAGUCCCAUUCCAAGGCAGAGCAGUGCCUUCCCCUGCCUUCUCUUCGCUCACACAGAGGCUCACAACUUGAGGUGCUGGCUUGCCCUUCUCCACAGGGAACUCCGCAUCAGCUCUGCAGGCUCCUGUAGGCGGCCCCAGGGCACUUGUCCCCCCACGGGCACCCCUGCCCCGUGGCCCCCACCUUCGCCAUGGGGAACACACUAAAGGGUGCGUUUGGCUCUGCUGGUUCUCAGAGGGCCGGAGCUCUUCUCUCUUCGCUGUAACUCCCUGAAGGCCCGCUGACACUGUUCUGGGGGAUGCCAGACGUGGGUUUGAGAAGAGAAUGAAUAAAGAGCUUUUAUUGGC